Messenger RNA from Triticum urartu, 818 nucleotides. RefSeq names its product RNA-binding (RRM/RBD/RNP motifs) family protein. Lineage: Eukaryota; Viridiplantae; Streptophyta; Magnoliopsida; Poales; Poaceae. The record is from RefSeq and is a predicted model, not a curated record. Gene Ontology annotation, molecular function: RNA binding.
AGACCCAGAACGCCCUGAGCCACCUCCCACGAACCCAGAACGCUGAACGCUGAACCUGAGGGUUGGACGGGAGCUAGGGUUUUAGCCGCCGGCCAUGGCCCUCUCCUCGUCUUCCUCCACACUGCUCCGCCGCCUCCUCGGAUCCACCCCCCUCUCAUCCUCCCGCUCCUCUGUACUUCGCGCCGCCUUCUGCUCCUCCUCCUCCUCGGGCCCCUCCCCCACCUUGCCACCUCCGUCGACCAUCUUCGGCGAUGACACCGAGGUCGCCAACGUACCGCCGCUCACCACCCCCAAGCUCUUCGUCAGCGGCCUUUCAAGGCUAACGACAGAUGAGAAGCUCAAGAGCGCGUUUGCUCCCUUCGGACAGCUUCUUGAAGUGAAAGUCAUAACAGAUAGAGUUUCUGGGAGAUCAAAGGGCUUUGGUUUUGUAAGGUACGCGAGUUUACAAGAAGCUGAGACCGCACGGCAGGAAAUGAAUGCCAAGUUUCUGGAUGGAUGGGUCAUUUUUGUCGACCCUGCAAAACAAAGGGAGCAGAAGCCUGCUCCUCAGCCGGAUACUGCUUCCUCCCACACCGGCUUCACGAUAAAUAAAACUGUAGGAUGGUGUGGUUAGUUGCUUAGGCUCUUGAGUCCUACAGAUCACCUAGCAAGGGCAUGGAUAUGCUGUUCUCGUGUGUUUAGGGUUAUUAAUCUGCUGUAAGAUGCUUCUGAUUGUUGUUCUAGCCAUAGAAAGUUAAUGGCAUUACUACCUGUAUUAAUACAUAAAAUGAUAACGCUGUUCCUUUUUUGAGAUAAUAAUGUUGCUCUUUGUGGCUUCA